This is a messenger RNA of Tetrahymena thermophila SB210, 1557 nucleotides long. RefSeq lists its product as hypothetical. The transcript has a single exon. The record is from RefSeq and is a predicted model, not a curated record. NCBI's taxonomy places the organism in Eukaryota, Ciliophora, Oligohymenophorea, Hymenostomatida, Tetrahymenidae.
AUGUUUAAAAUUGAAUCUUUAAGCGAAAUAAGUUAGGAAUGCAGAAUUAAUUCUGAUAAAAUAGUUUCUGUAAAAAAAAUAGAUACAGAAAACGAUAUUAAAGUAUUUUAAAUCCAUAAUAUAAAUAAUGCUUUAAAGCAAAAAGGAAAUGAAGCUAUUAGAGUUACCUCAUUUAAAGAUAAUGAUAAAUCAGAUAAGGGUACUUAAUCGUUUUCAAAUUUAAUACAGUCUUAAAUAAAAAACUAAAAGUCGCUAUCUCCUAAUGCUUUUAGGAGGAAUACAAAAUUUGGAGAUGGAUCUCCUUUUAACAAAAGACCUUCUAUAAAGGAUAAGUUAUAGGGUAUAGAUUCGCUAGCUUCUUUAGUAAAGAUUAAUUAUAAAUUGAAGUAGGAUUUAGAGAGUAGCAAUCAAGUUUCUCAUUUAAAAAAUUCUGAUAAAUUAUAAAAUGAUAGUGAUUCUUAAAACCAAUCUAGUUCUUCUAUUGAAAGUAAAACUAUACCUCAUUCUAUUAACAUUAUAAAAUCUAAGUCCUCCAUGGUUCUCAUAAAACAGAUAUAAAAAGGAAAAACUAUUAAUUUUAAACAGCUGUAAAAAUUAGAAGAUUCUGAUCAUAAAAUUGAGCCCCUAUCACCUGAAAAGUAGAAAAUAUCAGAUGAUUUAAUGCAAGGGGAAACAGAUAUUGUAAAAGUAUCUCAUUAGCCGCUAUUCGAAUAUGUUAAGAAAUUCAAUCAAAGAAAAUUAUAAAUUAAGUAAAAUCAAGAACUUACAGAUGAAACUGAAUAAAUUAAAUUACUUCUACUUAUAUUAAAAUAUAUAGGUACGCAAGACACUAUCUUUAGUAAAAUAAUACAAAUUAUACAUAAAGAACUUUCUGCUUACUUAAUUCCUGCUAAAAAAUUUAAUAUAAAGUAAAUAUAAAAUUAUGCAUAAGAGCUUUAUUCGCUUAUUGAAGAAGAUAGACCUAAGAUUUAAUACACUAAUUAUAAGUAAAUAUCUUAAAUUCUAUUAAAGUGUAUGGAGUAUUAUUAAAAUUAGAAUUUCAUGAGUUACAGUAAUUUAAUCUAACAAAAAUAAAUUGUAAAAAAUUUGAAUGAGCUCCAUUUUAAACAAUUGGAAGCAGAGAGAGCUGAGAAAAAUAAAAUCUUGAAAAAGGACUCAGAAAUUGAGAAGUUAAUAAAAGAAAAGCUACUAGAGUAAGAAAAGAACUUCUAAAAAUAAAUAAAAUAAUUAAACAUAGAAAAUGAUUAGAAGAUUUAAGCAUAAAGGAUAGAUUUCCUUAAGAAAUAGCAAGAAAUCUCUAAUUAAAAUCAAUAAUUAUAAGAAUAUUAAAACUUACUUAAAUAAAAAAAUGCUUCUUUAGAAUAAUAAUUAACAGAAAUAAUAGAAAAAAUUAAAUAAAGAAGAUACAAUGUAUUAUUCCAGUAAAUUGUGUAGUCUUCAUUAAAAAGUUAUUCCGCUGAUGUUGGUGUAUAAUGCGACAUGCUAUUUGAUAUGAGAAUAAAAUUUCCAUACAAAUAAAAAAUAAAAAACAAUUUUAAUUAAUUAAUGAAUUAAUGA